AUGAACGACUACGUUGAUUUAUUUUUUCAAACCAUUAUCACAUUAGUUAUUUCCUUCUUACUUGGUAUGGUUUUAAUUAAAUACUAUUUCAACAACAAAUAUGGCAACAACAACUUCAACAAUGGCAACAACUACAACAAUGGAAAUGGCAAUUAUCAAUCAAAUGCAUCACAAUAUUCUUGUCCACCACACUCUGAUGAAUAUUUAGCCCAACAAAGAGUUCAAGAACAGGCACAAAAAAAACAUCAAGCAAUUGAAGAAUUGCUAAAUCUAAGAAGACAAGAAUUGCAACAACAAAACCAUUUUAAUUUUGAAAUCAAUAAUAAUAAUAAUAAUUAA
Messenger RNA from Dictyostelium purpureum, 339 nucleotides. RefSeq lists its product as uncharacterized. Bases 1 to 339 code for a protein of 112 amino acids. The transcript is spliced from 2 exons. Lineage: Eukaryota; Evosea; Eumycetozoa; Dictyosteliales; Dictyosteliaceae. The record is from RefSeq and is a predicted model, not a curated record.